Dendrobium catenatum is the source of this 2403-nucleotide messenger RNA. RefSeq names its product acyltransferase-like protein At1g54570, chloroplastic. NCBI's taxonomy places the organism in Eukaryota, Viridiplantae, Streptophyta, Magnoliopsida, Asparagales, Orchidaceae. The transcript is spliced from 13 exons. Gene Ontology annotation, cellular component: membrane. Bases 230 to 2281 code for a protein of 683 amino acids. The record is from RefSeq and is a predicted model, not a curated record.
AAACAGUGGAAGAACAAGCGGCGGAAACGCCGAUUACGUGAAGAAGCAGAAUCCCACAAGUAGAGAAGUAGAGCCCUGCUUUCGCAUUUUCUAAUUCCGUAAUCCAUGAAAGCGAGAUCACAAACUCUGAUCCAGUGGCCGCCAGCCGUGCCCGCCCUCAUUCUGUACUGUAGCCAUCGAUUGUACAAACCUUAUAAAUCCCUACUUUCUCAUCUACUCUUUCACUCAAAUGGCUCUUUCUUUGCCCUUCUCUUCCCCUCCACUGUUACCUCGCCAUUUCCACCAUUUUCUUCGAUUGCGACCGGCGGCGGUCACUGGAGCCCCGCCUUCUUACCCUUCCUCGACGCCGACGGUGCGAUCUCCGGAGAAGAAGGUGCAGAAGAAUGCAAACAGUGAUGUGAAUCUGGAGGUGCUUUAUGAUGACAAGUCCGGGACGGAGAGUGUGAAGGAUUAUCUGGAUGCUUCAAGGGAGAUUAUCAAAUCCGAUGGCGGGCCGCCCCGCUGGUUUUCUCCGCUCGAGUGCGGUCAGCCAGUACAGGGUGCUCCUUUACUGUUGUUCUUACCGGGUAUAGAUGGGACAGGGUUUGGGCUGAUUUUGCAUCACAAAUCUCUUGGUAGAGUUUUUGAAGUUCGGUGCUUGCACAUUCCAGUCAUUGAUCGUUCCGAGUUUAAAGAACUUGUGGCAUUGGUUGAGUAUUCUGUGAAGCAUGAGCACAGGCUAUCUCCUAAUAGGCCAGUUUAUCUUGUUGGAGAUUCAUUUGGAUGUUGCUUAGCUCUUGCAGUUGCUGCUCGUAACCCCAUUAUUGAUCUUGUGCUAAUCCUAGUUAACCCAGCUUCUUCAUUUGGGAGAUCACAGUUGCUGCCCUUGCUUCCAGUUUUAGAGGCUUUACCUAGUGAUCUUCAUGUUGCUAUUCCUUACCUACUCAGUUUCGUCAUGGGUGAUCCUGUGAAGAUGGCUAUGGCUACUGUUAAUGAUGAUCUUCCUCCUCAGCAAACUUUUGAUGAAUUAUCGAAAAGCCUUACAGCUUUGUUGCCUAGGCUUUCGGAUUUGGCAGAUAUUAUACCAAAGGAUACACUCAUCUGGAAGAUCAAACUUCUUAAAUCAGCAAGCUCAUAUGUCACUUCUCGUCUGCAUGCAAUAAAAGCAGAAGUUCUAGUACUUGCCAGUGGAAAGGAUAACUUGCUACCGAGCAAGGAUGAAGCAGAUAGAUUGUCGUCUUCACUUAAAAACUGUCGUGUGCGCUAUUUUAAGGACAGCGGUCACACAUUGCUCUUUGAAGAUGGAAUUAAUCUUUUGACUAUCAUUAAAGGUGUCAAUAUGUACCGGCAUUCUAAAUGUAUUGACUUUGUUGAAGAUUAUCUUCCUCCUACAAUAGGUGAAUUUAGGAAAUCAUUUGAGCAAGGCAAUAGAUUAUUCCACCAUGCAAUCAGUCCAGUAAUGCUGUCCACCCUUAGAACUGGAAGAAUAGUGAAGGGUCUUAAUGGCAUCCCAAAUGAAGGUCCUGUUUUGUUAGUGGGUUAUCAUAUGUUGAUGGGACUCGAACUUUCUUCAAUAUAUGAAGCAUUUCUGAGGGAGAAAAGAAUCAUCAUCCGUGGUAUGGCACACCCAUUUUUGUUUUCAAGCAGAAAAGAAAAUUCACAGCAAGAAUUUUCUCGCUUCGAUGAAAUGAAUGUCUUUGGUGCAUUGCCUGUUUCGCCAAUGAACUUAUAUAGGCUACUUGCGAAGAAAUCAUUCGUGCUUCUUUAUCCAGGAGGUGCACGUGAAGCACUGCAUCGGAAGGGGGAAGAAUAUAAAUUAUUUUGGCCGGAUCAGCCUGAGUUUGUGAGAAUGGCUGCUCGGUUUGAGGCCACAAUUGUACCAUUUGGGGUUGUUGGAGAAGAUGAUAUAGCAGAGCUAGUACUCGACUAUGAUGAUCAAACAAGAAUCCCCUUCAUGAGAAAACGAAUAGAAGAAAUCAAUCAAGAUUCUUCUUUGAGAUUAAGGACUGAUAAGAGUGGUGAAGUUUCUAACCAGGAACUUUACUUUCCUUGGCUUCUGCCGAAGGUACCAGGUCGCUUCUAUUUUCUGUUUGGCAAACCAAUAGAAACAAGAGAAAUGAAGAGUAUUCUGAAAGACAGAGAGAACGCAAAUAAGCUUUAUUUGCAGAUAAAAUCUGAGAUUGAGAGCAUUAUUGCCUAUCUGAAGAGGAAGAGAGAAGAAGACCCGUAUAGGAGUAUCUUCCAAAGAGCAAUAUAUCAAGCUUCUUGGGGUGUAGAUUCUGCUCCCACAUUUGAACCUUGAAUUAAUAUUAAAUUCAUCAAAAUUUGUAUCUGAAUCAUCAAUCAAUAGUAAUUUUGUACAUCCUUUGAUGUUAAAUCAAUUUUAAUUUAUUGCAGGAAUCAUUCAGGUUCCUCUUUUUCGUU